Sorex fumeus (smoky shrew) is the source of this 1536-nucleotide messenger RNA. Its product is annotated as cytochrome c oxidase assembly protein COX11, mitochondrial. NCBI's taxonomy places the organism in Eukaryota, Metazoa, Chordata, Mammalia, Eulipotyphla, Soricidae. The coding region runs from base 60 to 884 and encodes 274 amino acids. The transcript is spliced from 4 exons. Gene Ontology annotation, cellular component: mitochondrial inner membrane. The record is from RefSeq and is a predicted model, not a curated record. Gene Ontology annotation, molecular function: copper ion binding.
UCUCGCGAGAGCCGGCGGUCCUCGCGAGAGCGGCCGGCGGGGCGCCCUUUCCGGGAGCCAUGGGAGGGCUCUGGCGGGCGGGCUGGCGGCACGCCGCUCUCCGCGGUGGGCCCUGGCGCCCCGCCGGGGCCCUGUGCCGGCCGGCCGAGUGGAGCCGGGGGCCCGCGGCCGCCGAGACGGGGCUGAGGCGGCUCGCGACGUGGGCGUGGGGGCGCCCGAGCGUGCGCAGGGCGCGCUGCCCUUUGCUGCUGCUGCUGCUGCCGCCGCGGCGGCCCAAGAGCACGAACCCGUUCUCGCGCGCGCAGGAGGAGGACUGGCGGCGGCGCAACCGGACGGUGCUCACGUACGUGGCCGCGGUCGCCGUGGGCAUGCUGGGGGCGUCCUACGCCGCGGUGCCCCUCUAUCGGCUCUAUUGCCAGACUACUGGACUUGGCGGAUCAACAGCAGUAGCAGGUCAUUCAUCAGACCAGAUUGAAAACAUGGUGCCUGUUAAGGACCGCAUUAUUAAAGUCACCUUUAAUGCCGAUGUGCAUGCCAGUCUCCAGUGGAACUUUAGACCUCAGCAGACAGAAAUAUAUGUUGUGCCAGGAGAGACUGCACUGGCGUUUUAUAGAGCUAAGAAUCCAACGGAUAAACCAGUGAUUGGAAUUUCUACUUACAAUGUUGUACCAUUUGAAGCUGGACAAUAUUUUAAUAAAAUACAGUGCUUCUGUUUUGAAGAACAAAGGCUUAAUCCACAAGAGGAAGUAGAUAUGCCAGUGUUUUUCUACAUUGAUCCUGAAUUUGCUGAAGAUCCAAGAAUGGUGAAUGUUGAUUUCAUCACUCUUUCUUACACAUUUUUUGAAGCAAAGGAGGGGCACAUGCCCGUUCCAGGAUAUAACUGAAGUUAGCAACAAAGACAUCUUCAGAUUUGUGAUUUUUGGAAAAUCAUGUAUCUUGUCUUCUCAGCAGAGAAAUACUCUACAAUAAUGUAAACACAUAUUUAAAAUAUUUUUUCCUUAUCUGAUACCUAAAACUGACAGCCUUUUUAUGGAAUCCACAUGCCUAUAGACUGUGUGACUGUUUAAAAACCAUACUUAGUUUGAUAAGUAGGAUUAAAAGAAGCUUUCUUAAAUAUAUAGGCAUAAACUUGAUGGUUCAGUUAAAUUGGCUGUUCCCUUCCGUAUUUUAAGUCCUUAAUGCUUAUAAAUAAUAAAGCAGGCCUUUUUCCUUCAGUGCCAGGUUAUUUUUGGCUCUAAGUCAGAAAUUUUGAUUAUUUCUAAAAUAAUUUAUUUUCUUUCAUUGAGAAUAAUAACUAUUUUUAAAAGUUCAAGAUGAAAGAACAACCACUAUGCCCUUUAUGAGUAAGUUGAUACUAUGAUAUCAAAGUUUGACUGUAUUUUUCCUUUAGGAUCCAAUGUUGUUUUAUAUUCAGAGCACUGAAUUUCAUUGUUAUGAAAUGCAAUGUCAUGAAAUUAAAACAAAAUGUCUGUGUCCGAGAUGUCUAGUAACUUUUCCUGUAAUACUACGUUCUAGAAUGUUAAAAUAUAAAUAUGG